CACAGCACAAUAAACAGAGAAACCGCAGGAAAACGAAAAACUGAAAGAACCAAAAUGAUGAGCGCUCACUUAGUUUCAACCGCUGAACCAACCCUCCACUUCUGUGCAAAGCCCACAAACUCCGUCACAGCAAACGUUAUCUCCAGCAUUUCCUUCAGUUCCCAGGUGGCGACAUCAAGAAUUUCAGUCAGAAACCGGUCCAGGCCUGGCAGAGCCCGGAUUCAGGCCUUUUACGCGCCGGUGGAAACCCGGGAGACACUGUACCAAGUGCUGGGAAUUACGGAGACGGGAAGCAGUUAUUCCGAGAUAAAGAAGGCGUACAAGGAGAUGGCGAGAAAGUACCACCCUGACGUUUCCCCACCGGAGAGAGUGGACGAGUACACGAGGAGGUUUAUUCUGGUGCACGAGGCUUAUGAAACGCUGUCUAAUCCGGAGAAACGAGCUUCGUACGAUAGAGAUUUGGCUGCGGGGUCCGGGUUGGGGUGUUCAGCUGGCAGAAAAUCUCGACAGUAUCAUCAGGGAAUGGAGGAAAAAAGGGAGUGGAAAUAUAGGUGGGAAGUUCAAGUGGAUGAACUGAAGCGACGGCGAGAGAAUUCGAAUUCCAGAUCCAGAGUGUCUUGGGGUGCUCGAAUGCGCAGCCAAACCUCAUGAUUCAUAAUUUCAGUUUAGGAGUAGUUUUGUUUAAUUGUAAAUUCACUGUAGUGAAUGUAUAUAUGAAGUAAUUCAUAUUUUACCUUUCGGCAAUUCUGUUUUUUCAA
Molecule: messenger RNA, 758 nt
Organism: Sesamum indicum (sesame)
Lineage: Eukaryota; Viridiplantae; Streptophyta; Magnoliopsida; Lamiales; Pedaliaceae
Product: chaperone protein dnaJ 20, chloroplastic
Cellular component (GO): chloroplast
Source: RefSeq, a predicted model, not a curated record